Molecule: messenger RNA, 647 nt
Organism: Cetraspora pellucida
Lineage: Eukaryota; Fungi; Glomeromycota; Glomeromycetes; Diversisporales; Gigasporaceae
Source: the annotation of a GenBank genome assembly
AAAAUUUCCCUACUAUGUAUAAUCUUUCUGUCUCAUCAGUAUUUGGCAUUUUUACUGCUCCCUUACAAAAUUCAGUCAUCAUAGAUAAUGAUGAUGCUUUUUUUCAUCUAAAAAGAGACUCCUAUGAUGGAGUAACUUCGUCCAAGAUCACUAUGUCUGUUUUGUGCAAAUAUAACCCCAGAGGUUGUCAUUCAAAUGUAGCAGACAAUUUAAGACGUUUCCCGAUCGUCUCAGUCGCAGGUGAAUUGGUUACGUUAAAAAGAUCAGUGUGCAUUUUAAGUGACGUCAUCGAAUGGACCUAUUCAAAUCAAGUAGGUUCCAACACUAAUGAUGAUACAGCUUCUUUAAAAAACAGAAAAAGAAGGAAUGAAGAGUUGAAAAAGUUGGCAGAAAAAUUUGAAGCCCCAAAUGUUCGAUACUACAAAGGGAAAGAGAAAAUGGACGCUAAUGCUCAAAAAGAGAGUUCUUCAAGGGUAAAAAGGUUGAAAAAUGCUAUUGAAAACGUUAAAGGGACCAAAAGUCAAAAAGUCAUGAUGGACCCAACUCAGGAUUAUGAAACCUCUGCUGAACAAUUGCAUACUCAGACAAUUGAUUGCCCGAAAGACCUUUAUGAGGAUGAUGAAGAAUCCAAAAUGCUGAAAGAUUAA